Molecule: messenger RNA, 912 nt
Organism: Apiotrichum porosum
Lineage: Eukaryota; Fungi; Basidiomycota; Tremellomycetes; Trichosporonales; Trichosporonaceae
Gene: BRX1
Product: Ribosome biogenesis protein brx1
Exons: 3
Coding region: 1-912 (303 amino acids)
Biological process (GO): ribosomal large subunit assembly; rRNA processing
Cellular component (GO): nucleolus
Molecular function (GO): rRNA binding
Source: RefSeq, a predicted model, not a curated record
AUGGCGUCUCUCCUCAAGGCGUCCGAGAAGAUCCAGGCCGACCGUGCCAUCAAGGGCAACAAGGGCAAGAAGCGUGCCGCCGAGGACGAGGCUGGCCCUUCUUCGUCUGCCGUCGAGAAGAAGCGCAAGGACAAGGUCCUCAUGCUUUCCAGCCGUGGUAUUACUGGCCGUAUGCGUCACUUGAUGCUCGACCUUGAGAGCCUGCUGCCUCAUGUUAAGAAGGACUCCAAGCUCGACUCCAAGUCCUCCCUCCACCUCCUCAACGAGCUCGCCGACCUGCACUCGUGUUCGAACGCCCUCUACUUUGAGGCGCGCAGGCACGAGGAUCUGUACAUGUGGGCUUCGCGCACUCCCAACGGCCCCUCGGUCAAGUGCCACGUGCAGAACAUUCACACCAUGGACGAGCUCAAGAUGACCGGAAACUGCCUCAAGGGCUCGCGUGGUAUCUGCGUGUUUGACGGCGAGUGGGAGCAGAACGAGGAGUACAAGCUCUUGAAGGAGAUGUUCUCGCAUAUCUUCUCGGUCCCCCGCACUUCGCGCCGACUCAAGCCCUUCAUCGACCACAUCCUCGUCUUCUCCAUCCUCGACGGCCGUAUCUGGUUCCGCAACUACCAGAUCAUCGACAAGGACCCUCUCCAACCUCAGGGCGCUCCUCAGACCUCGCUGGUCGAGAUUGGUCCCCGUUUCGUCCUCACCCCCAUCCGUAUCUUUGAGGGUUCGUUUGGUGGCCCCACCGUGUUUGCCAACCAGGAGUUUGUCACUCCUGCUGCUACCCGUGCGAGCGUCAAGCGCGAGGCCGGUGACAAGUACCGCCAGCGCAAGGAGAUUGAGGUCGAGCGUGAGGAGAGGGCCAAGCGUAUGCGCGAGGACGUGCCCGAGGACGAGCUGGCGAGGGACAAGGUGUUUGCUUAG